Molecule: messenger RNA, 2197 nt
Organism: Dioscorea cayenensis subsp. rotundata (Guinea yam)
Lineage: Eukaryota; Viridiplantae; Streptophyta; Magnoliopsida; Dioscoreales; Dioscoreaceae
Product: ubiquitin carboxyl-terminal hydrolase 24-like
Biological process (GO): protein deubiquitination
Cellular component (GO): cytosol; nucleus
Molecular function (GO): cysteine-type deubiquitinase activity; cysteine-type endopeptidase activity
Source: RefSeq, a predicted model, not a curated record
UCACCGCCAUACAUCACUUGACCGUUUCCCAGUCUCGGUGAGGAAAUGAGGAAUCCCUCUUUGCUGGUACUGGUUCGAAGCUCCGCUUCACCGGCGGUGAUCCGAUCCCAGACCGCCAUCAGAGCGAAAGGGGGAGAAGAACUCCCCUUAUUAUAGCUUUGCUCUUCAACCUCUUCUUCUUUUUCUCUCGUCUUCUUCCCCGCUUCUCUUCUCCCUUUCAUGUCUUCCGAUCGCCUCCACUCCCCCUUCUUUCACUUUGGGUUUCGAAGCCUAGCUCCCACUAUACGGCUUCGUUUCUGCUGCUCUGAUCCUAGGCAAUAUCCUUGUCUUGCUUUUGGUUCUUCCUGGGUUUUGGUUUCUUCGGCUUUGAGGCUUGGCGGACGAGAUGGGUGAUCAGACGUUUAUUAUUUUUGGAUCAUUUACUGAAGAGGAAACAAGGUUUUUUCAAAAUCAAUUUAGUAAAAAUGUUGGCGGCACUGCUGGAAAGACUGAAUUGCAAUUUGGCUCUUUGGACUUUGCCUCUCUGACUCCACCAAAAGAUUUUGAGUGCUAAACAGGAACAAAAAUCAGAAAAUAUCCUAGGUUCAAAGCUGGUUUGCAAAGGGCAAAUCAUCCAAGAAAAGAAGCAAAUGUAACUAAAGGACUUUGAAGAAGUUUCACAAACUCAAAUUAAUGGAACUAGCAAUGGCUCUUUAUCCCAUAAUGGUUUGGUUGUUGAAAAUGGGAGAGAAUCUUGUGCUUUGAGUUUGUCAAGAGUUGCGGAAGAAGAGAAAAUUGGUGAUACAGAGUUGUUGACAUGCAAAAAAACACAUGAUGGGUAUGAAAAAGCUGGAAGCAGUAACUCAUCAAUUUAAUUCACCAGAAGCUCCGACUUCUGUCAAAAAUGUUUCAGAAACAUCAAGCAAACAAGAAAAGCUACCCAAAAUCCUGAUGCCACGUGGCUUGAUAAAUUCUGGAAACCUUUGCUUUCUCAAUGCGACAUUGCAGGCUCUUCUCUCAUGCUCACCAUUUGCUUGUCUACUGCAGGAACUUAGAAAUCGUGAUAUUCCCAAGGUUGACUAUCCAACAUUGCAUGCAUUUGUAGAGUUCAUCUCUAACUUUGACAUGCCAAAUGAUUUGAGCUCAAAAAUCAGUGAGAUGCCAGCUCUUGAAAGUGGGAAGCCUUUUAGUCCAAACAUGUUUGACCAUGUUUUGAGGAAAUUUACUCCAGAUUUGCAGGCUGGCAUAUCAGGAAGACCAAGACAAGAAGAUGCCCAGGAGUUCUUGAGUUUUGUUAUGGAUCAAAUGCAUGAUGAACUAUUGAAGCUUGAAAACCCUUUAUUCAGUCAAAAUGAGAAGUGUUCUUUUUUUAUUUCAUCUGUUGAAGAUGAUGGUUGGGAAACAGUUGGACCAAAAAACAAAUCUGCUGUGACCAGAACUCAGAAAUUUAUGCCAUCCCAGUUAAGUGCAAUAUUUGGAGGACAACUGAGAAGUGUCGUGAAGGCAAGAGGCAGCAAGGCUUCAGCUACAGUUCAGCCCUACCUCUUGCUUCAUCUUGAUAUUCAUCCUGAAUCCGUCCAUACAAUUGAAGAUGCAUUGCAUUUAUUUUCUGCUCCUGAAGCUCUUGAGGGAUACAAAGCAUCAGCUGGCAAGGCUGCUGAGGUUGCCGCCAGCAAAUCAGUUAAGAUACAGGAGCUCUCCAGGAUUAUGAUAUUGCAUCUCAUGCGAUUUAGUUAUGGCAGCAAAGGUAUGGCUAAACUACACAAGCCUGUCUGCUUCCCACUUGAGCUUGUGCUUGGCCGUGAAUUGCUUGCAACCCCAGUGUCAGAGGGUCGGAAGUAUGAGCUCGUUGCUACCAUCACUCAUCAUGGUAGAGAACCCUCAAGAGGGCAUUAUACAUCGGAUGCCAGGAUUUCUCAUGGUCGGUGGCUUCGAUAUGAUGAUGCAUCGGUUACUGCUGUGAGCAUAAAUGAUGUCCUCCAUGAUCAGGCCUAUGUUCUCUUCUACAAACAAGUGUAGAUUGAAUCAAAUCCUCUUCCAGCUGUAUAGAUGUGUGACUGGUUCUUCUGACUAUGUGAGUUCUAAAGUUUUACUUUUCUAUGCCUUAUAUGUAAUGCUUCCAUCUAUGCAAAAAGGAUAAUUCUUUCUUUUUUCUUUUCUUUUUUACCAGCUGAUGUUGUGGCAAUGCUUCCUGUAAUCUUAUUGUUUGAGUGAAUAA